AUGAACACACUUUGCUUUCUCACUCUUUCUUUGUUUUCCCUUUGUUUCAUUGCUUCUUUUUCUCAUGCUCUAAGCAAUGGUUUUAGUGUUGAACUCAUCCACCGUGACUCCCCAAAAUCACCAUACUACAAACCUACCGAAAAUAAAUACCAACACUUUGUCGAUGCAGCACGUCGUUCCAUCAAUCGUGCCAAUCAUUUCUUUAAAGAUUCUGACACAAGUACACCUGAAUCAACUGUAAUCCCCGAUAGGGGUGGUUAUCUCAUGACCUAUUCAGUUGGUACCCCUCCAACUAAGAUAUACGGUAUUGCUGAUACAGGUAGUGACAUUGUUUGGCUUCAAUGUGAGCCUUGUGAACAAUGUUACAACCAAACCACUCCCAUUUUUAAUCCAUCAAAAUCAUCUAGUUACAAAAACAUUCCUUGUUUGUCUAAGCUAUGUCAUUCUGUGAGAGACACCUCUUGCAGUGACCAAAAUUCUUGUCAAUAUAAAAUUAGUUAUGGAGAUUCUUCACAUUCACAAGGAGAUCUUAGUGUUGAUACUCUUUCAUUGGAAUCCACCAGUGGAAGUCCUGUUUCAUUUCCUAAAACAGUGAUAGGUUGUGGAACUGAUAAUGCGGGGACGUUUGGAGGUGCAAGCUCUGGUAUAGUUGGCCUUGGAGGCGGGCCGGUGUCUCUCAUAACACAAUUGGGAUCAUCAAUUGGUGGUAAAUUCUCUUAUUGUUUGGUGCCAUUGUUGAACAAGGAGUCAAACGCAUCAAGUAUACUCAGUUUUGGAGAUGCCGCUGUGGUUUCGGGUGACGGUGUUGUGUCAACUCCUCUAAUAAAAAAAGACCCCGUUUUCUACUUUUUGACAUUACAAGCAUUUAGUGUUGGAAACAAAAGAGUAGAAUUUGGAGGCUCUUCGGAAGGUGGUGAUGAUGAAGGUAACAUCAUAAUUGAUUCAGGUACAACAUUGACACUUAUACCUUCCGACGUCUAUACUAACUUGGAAUCAGCUGUGGUGGAUUUGGUGAAACUAGAUCGUGUUGAUGAUCCUAAUCAACAAUUCAGCCUAUGCUAUAGUUUGAAAUCAAAUGAAUAUGAUUUUCCUAUAAUCACCGCACAUUUUAAAGGUGCCGAUAUUGAGUUGCAUUCUAUUAGUACCUUUGUUCCAAUUACUGAUGGUAUUGUUUGCUUUGCUUUCCAACCAUCUCCUCAACUUGGUUCCAUCUUUGGGAACUUGGCUCAACAAAAUUUGUUGGUUGGUUACGAUCUUCAACAAAAAACAGUGUCGUUUAAACCUACUGAUUGUACCAAAGUAUCCAAGAACAGAGAUGAAGAUGAAGAUGAAUCAUACAAACACAAGAGGUUGACAAUUACAAACAUUGCACAAGGAGGCAGAAGAGGUACAUACAGACACUUGGUUUUACUGCCAGAACACAACAGUAAUACAUUUAGAAAACAGGACAAUUACUCAGUUGUAGAGAGUAAAAUUGCACAAGGAGGCAGGAGAGGUACAUUGGAUGCUCUAUGCAAAAUUCAUCUUGUUUAUAAGGCAAUUUUAUUGUUCACAAAACUUAAUGACAUUGAGGAGUGUCAUAGGAACCUUGCGCAGAGGCUAGGAGGUAGCGCAGAGGAGUUGAAACAUUGGAGCAAGACGCACUGCAAUCAGCUACGUAAUGACAUUGAGGAGUGUCGUAGGAACCUUGCUAGAUUCCGUGGGUCUGCUGAUGCUGAAUUUUUUGAGAGCCUUCAAUGGAAAAUGACUCAGUUACUAGUACAAGAAGACGUCUAUUGGAGGCAAAGAGCUAAAAGUCAUUAG
Messenger RNA from Medicago truncatula (barrel medic), 1803 nucleotides. RefSeq names its product aspartic proteinase CDR1. The coding region runs from base 1 to 1803 and encodes 600 amino acids. Lineage: Eukaryota; Viridiplantae; Streptophyta; Magnoliopsida; Fabales; Fabaceae. Gene Ontology annotation, biological process: proteolysis. Gene Ontology annotation, cellular component: extracellular region. The transcript is spliced from 2 exons. The record is from RefSeq and is a predicted model, not a curated record. Gene Ontology annotation, molecular function: aspartic-type endopeptidase activity.